AUGGAUCAGCCCGCUUUAUAUCAUCGAGCAAAUUUAUUACAAAGACACGACGCCGAAGUUGUACUCAAAAAAUAUUCAAACAUAUUCCAAUGGCGUCUGGAUGGCCAGGACAGUUUAAUAGAUAUUGGUAGCGGUUCAGGUGAUGUUCUUAAAGAUUUCGUUUAUCCUCUAAUGCCCUGCAAUUUCGCGAGACUAGUUGGCUCGGACAUAUCCUCAAACAUGUGCAACUAUGCUCGACAAAUUUUUAAACACGAACCACGUUGCGAUUUCAGAGUAUUAGACAUUGCCACAGAAGAAAAGUUGCCAUACGAUUUAAAAGGACAAUUUGAUCAUGUGACUUCAUUCUAUUGCUUGCAUUGGGUACAAAAUCAAAGGCAAGCUUUGGAAAAUAUCUAUCAGUUAUUACGUCCAGAAAACGGUGAUUGUCUUUUAGUAUUCCCAACAAACAGCACUGCAUUUGAAGCUCAUUUACUGUUGCGCCAAUCGCCAAAGUGGUCAUCUUAUAUGACUGAUGUGGAGCGUUUCAUUGGCCCUUUUCGUCGCACCAAGAAUGUUCAAGAAAUAUUUGCAACUAUGUUGAGGGAAGCAGGUUUUAGUCACAUUAAAGUGGAAUUGCAUCACGAUACUUACGACUAUAAAACAGUUAAUAUACUAAAAGACAAUAUGGAAGCUGUUUGUCCUUUCCUGGGACGUAUGAUCGCUGAUCAACGUUCGGAAUUUUUGCAAGAUUUGUUCAAUACUAUGGUCGGUUUGAAUUUAAAGCACAAUAUUCAACCACAAAUUAGCAUAACAAACAAGCUGAUAGUGGCUUAUGCUAGAAAAACACCACGAAUUUUUGAUAAUGCCACCUAA
Molecule: messenger RNA, 852 nt
Organism: Glossina fuscipes
Lineage: Eukaryota; Metazoa; Arthropoda; Insecta; Diptera; Glossinidae
Product: juvenile hormone acid O-methyltransferase-like
Exons: 3
Coding region: 1-852 (283 amino acids)
Source: RefSeq, a predicted model, not a curated record